Malus domestica (apple) is the source of this 5340-nucleotide messenger RNA. RefSeq names its product ABC transporter C family member 5-like. Gene Ontology annotation, cellular component: membrane. Gene Ontology annotation, biological process: transmembrane transport. Gene Ontology annotation, molecular function: ABC-type transporter activity; ATP binding; ATP hydrolysis activity. The record is from RefSeq and is a predicted model, not a curated record. Lineage: Eukaryota; Viridiplantae; Streptophyta; Magnoliopsida; Rosales; Rosaceae.
AGGUUUUUGUUUCAAAACCCAGAUGGUGAAAUGCCCUUCUCUGUCAAACGAAUCCAUCUCUUCUCCUCCUCUCGCUUAGCAGCUCACCAUCGACUCACUCUUUUCAAUCGAAUCCUGCACAAGUUCCGCUACAUCCAAUUAUGGGUCCCACUAUCCUCCUCCAUGGAGGCAUCCCUUCGUUUUCUCCAGCAGCUCAGCAAUCCUCAAUUACCCUUUUGACAGCUCUUCAGGGUUUGCCUGUUUUGGAGCUCGCUUCAAUUCUCAUCAAUUUGGUGCUCUUUGUUGGGUUCCUCUGCAUCCUCUUAGCUCGCCGGGUGUUUGGUUGUCUGAGUCGGAUUAGAAUCCUCAAGGAUGAUUCGGAUUUGAAUUCGAGCUCAAUUCGGCGUAAUAGUGCUGUGGAUGGAGGAACUCGUGAGGUUAGAGUUGGAAGAGACUUCAAAUUUUCGGUCUUUUGUUGCUUCUAUGUGUUGUUUGUGCAAGUUUUGGUGUUGGGUUUUGAUGGGGUUGGUCUGAUAAGGGAGAGAAGUAAUGGGAAUGUUGUGGAUUGGUCUGUGAUAGUCUUGCCUGCUGCACAAGCUUUGGCUUCGUUCGUGCUGAGCUUUUCGGCUCUGCAUUGUAAGUUCAAGGCAUGUGAGAAAUUCCCACUGCUUUUGAGGGUCUGGUGGUCUGUGUCAUUUCUGAUUUGCUUGUGCACUUUAUAUGUUGAUGGGAGAGCUUUUGCAAUUGAAGGAUCGAAACACAUGAGUUCUCAUGUUGUGGCAAAUCUCGCUGUGACACCGGCCCUAGCGUUUCUUUGUUUCGUUGCCUGUAGGGGUGUUACUGGUAUUCAAGUUUCUGGACCAUCUGAUCUUCAAGAGCCAUUGCUUGAAGAAGAAGCAGGGUGUCUUAAGGUUAGCCCUUAUCAUGAUGCCGGGCUUUUCAGCUUAGCCACACUGUCUUGGAUGAACCCGCUUCUUUCAAUUGGGGCAAAAAGACCGCUUGAGAUCAAGGACAUUCCACUUCUUGCACCACAAGAUCGAGCCAAAACUAAUUAUAAGAUCUUGAAUUCAAAUUGGGAGAAAGUGAAGGCUGAAAACCGUUCAGGACAGCCUUCUUUAGCCUGGGCAAUUCUCAGGUCCUUUUGGAAGGAGGGAGCUUGUAAUGCUGUAUUUGCUGGAUUAAAUACUCUUGUUUCAUAUGUGGGUCCGUUUAUGAUUAGCUAUUUUGUUGAUUAUUUGGGGGGGAUAGAGACUUUCCCUCAUGAAGGGUAUAUUCUUGCCGGUACUUUCUUUGCAGCAAAGCUUGUUGAGACCUUAACAACCCGGCAGUGGUAUCUUGGGGUAGACAUUUUGGGUAUGCAUGUAAGAUCAGCUCUAACGGCAAUGGUAUACCGAAAGGGACUCAGACUUUCCAGCUCGGCCAAGCAGAGUCACACUAGUGGAGAGAUUGUUAACUACAUGGCUGUUGAUGUGCAAAGGAUAGGGGACUACUCUUGGUAUCUCCAGGACAUGUGGAUGCUUCCCAUGCAAAUCAUUCUCGCCCUUGCAAUUUUGUACAAGAAUGUUGGAAUCGCUUCUGUUGCAACCUUGAUUGCCACCAUUAUCUCCAUUGUUCUUACUGUUCCUGUGGCAAAGAUACAAGAAGAAUAUCAAGACAAGUUGAUGACUGCCAAGGAUGAAAGAAUGAGGAAGACUUCAGAGUGCCUGCGAAACAUGAGGAUUCUCAAGUUGCAAGCUUGGGAGGACCGGUACCGAUUGAAGUUAGAGGAGAUGCGUGGUGUGGAGUUCAAGUGGCUACGCAAAGCUCUCUACUCUCAAGCUUUUAUUACAUUCAUGUUCUGGAGCUCUCCUAUAUUUGUUUCAGCCGUAACUUUUGGUACCUCUAUAUUCUUGGGUCACCAGCUGACUGCAGGUGGUGUGCUUUCUGCUCUAGCCACUUUCAGGAUACUCCAAGAACCACUCAGGAAUUUCCCUGACCUUGUAUCAAUGAUGGCACAGACAAAAGUUUCCCUUGAUCGAAUUUCUGGAUUCCUGCAGGAGGAAGAGUUGCAGGAGGACGCAACAAUAGUCCUGCCACGAGGCAUCUCAACCACGUCAAUAGAAAUUGAAGAUGGUGUCUUUUGCUGGGACCCUUCCUCUCCCAGGCCAACAUUAUCAGGAAUACAGAUGAAAGUGGAAAGAGGGAUGCGUGUGGCUGUUUGUGGAAUGGUUGGGGCUGGCAAGUCAAGCUUUCUCUCUUGCAUCCUUGGUGAGAUCCCGAAAAUCUCCGGUGAAGUAAGGCUAUGUGGUACUGCUGCCUAUGUUCCUCAGUCAGCAUGGAUACAGUCUGGAAAUAUUGAAGAAAAUAUUCUUUUUGGUAGCCCAAUGGAUAAACCAAAGUACAAGAAGGUUAUCCAUGCUUGUUCACUGAAAAAGGAUUUGGAACUUUUCUCACAUGGAGACCAGACCAUAAUCGGUGAUAGGGGUAUAAAUCUGAGUGGUGGCCAGAAGCAACGUGUGCAGCUUGCAAGGGCACUGUAUCAAGAUGCUGACAUUUAUUUACUUGAUGACCCCUUUAGUGCAGUUGAUGCACACACUGGGUCAGAGUUGUUUAAGGAAUACAUAUUGACAGCAUUAGAAGAUAAAACUGUGGUCUUUGUGACCCAUCAAGUUGAAUUUCUGCCUGCUGCUGAUUUGAUACUGGUUCUUAAAGGAGGGCGCAUCAUACAGGCAGGAAAAUAUGAUGAUCUUUUACAGGCAGGAACUGAUUUCAAAUCACUAGUCUCAGCUCACCAUGAAGCAAUUGAAGCUAUGGAUAUUCCCAAUAACUCAUCGGGAGAUUCAGAUCAAAGCUUGUGUCUGGAUACUGGGCUCCGAAAAAAUUGUGAUAAACCUAGCAGUAGUGUUGACUGUUUGGCAAAGGAAGUGCAAGAAGGUGUGUCAGCUUCAGAGCAGAAAGCAAUUAAAGAGAAAAAGAAAGCAAAGCGCUCAAGAAAAAAGCAGCUUGUCCAAGAAGAGGAAAGGGUAAGAGGAAGGGUCAGCAUGAAGGUCUACUUUUCGUAUAUGGCUGCAGCAUAUAAAGGAUUGCUGAUUCCACCAAUAAUCAUUGCACAAACAGUAUUUCAGUUUCUUCAAAUUGCUAGUAGUUGGUGGAUGGCUUGGGCAAAUCCCCAAACAGAAGGAGAUCAACCGAAAGUGAGUUCGAUGGUCCUUCUUUGUGUUUACAUGGCCCUUGCAUUCGGAAGCUCUUGGUUUAUAUUUGUUAGGGCUGUUUUGGUAGCUACGUUUGGUCUAGCAGCUGCUCAGAAAUUGUUUGUGAAGAUGCUUAGAAGUGUGUUCCGGGCACCAAUGUCUUUCUUUGACUCUACUCCUGCUGGACGGAUCUUGAAUCGUGUAUCAAUUGAUCAAAGUGUGGUGGAUCUUGAUAUUCCUUUUAGACUUGGUGGGUUCGCUUCAACGACAAUACAACUUAUUGGUAUUGUUGGUGUGAUGACAACAGUUACCUGGCAAGUUUUGCUGCUUGUUAUUCCUAUGGCCAUUGCUUGUUUGUGGAUGCAGAAAUACUACAUGGCUUCAUCAAGGGAACUGGUCCGAAUUGUUAGCAUCCAGAAGUCUCCAAUUAUCCAUCUUUUUGGCGAGUCAAUUGCUGGAGCUGCCACUAUAAGAGGAUUUGGACAAGAAAAAAGGUUCAUGAAGAGGAACCUUUAUCUUCUUGAUUGUUUCGCUCGCCCUUUCUUCUGCAGUAUUGCAGCUAUUGAAUGGCUCUGUCUGCGCAUGGAAUUACUCUCAACUUUUGUAUUUGCUUUCUGCAUGAUUCUACUUGUGAGCUUUCCACAUGGGAGUAUCGAUCCAAGCAUGGCUGGCCUCGCUGUCACAUAUGGUCUGAAUUUAAAUGCACGCCUAUCACGAUGGAUACUUAGCUUUUGCAAGCUUGAAAACAAAAUUAUUUCUAUUGAAAGGAUAUAUCAGUACAGUCAAAUCCCAAGUGAAGCUCCAUCCGUUAUUGAGGAUUCUCAACCUCCAUCUACAUGGCCAGAGAAUGGAGCAAUUGACAUAAUUGAUUUAAAGGUUCGCUACAAGGAAAAUCUUCCUGUUGUCCUUCAUGGGGUUACUUGUAGUUUUCCCGGUGGAAAGAAUAUUGGAAUUGUUGGGCGUACUGGAAGUGGUAAAUCUACUUUGAUCCAGGCAUUAUUUCGACUAAUUGAACCAUCAGCUGGGAGGAUCCUUAUAGACAAUGUUGAUAUUUCGACAAUUGGUCUUCAUGAUCUCCGAAGUCGUCUCAGUAUCAUACCCCAGGAUCCUACCUUAUUUGAAGGGACCAUUAGGCUCAAUCUUGAUCCCCUUGAAGAGCAUUUGGAUCAUGAAAUUUGGCAGGCACUUGACAAGUCUCAGCUUGGAGACAUAAUCCGUGAAAAGGAGCAAAAGCUUGAUGCACCAGUACUGGAAAAUGGAGAUAAUUGGAGUGUGGGUCAGCGGCAACUGGUUUCUCUUGGAAGAGCAUUGCUUAAGCAGGCAAAAAUAUUGGUGCUUGAUGAAGCAACAGCAUCGGUUGAUACAGCUACAGACAAUCUUAUCCAGAAAAUUAUUCGAACAGAGUUUAAGAACUGUACUGUGUGCACGAUUGCACAUCGUAUCCCAACCGUCAUUGAUAGUGAUCUAGUGCUGGUACUCAGUGAUGGUCGAGUGGCAGAGUUUGAUACUCCUAUACGACUAUUAGAAGAUAAGUCAUCCAUGUUUCUAAAAUUGGUGACAGAGUAUUCAUCUAGGUCGAGUGGCAUACCAGAAUUUUGAUUCGGAUGUCAUGGCCGAUAACCUUUGAUUCAAAGGCAGCAGCAAGAGCAGAUGAUACAAAACAAGACAGUUGAUGCCGCGUUCCUUGCUGGUGCUGCUGCAUUCGGAAAGUUGAAAGAGAAAUGGGAAAGGACAAAGGUGCGUGCCGUUUUAUCAAUCCAAACCCCCAUUUGAGGAAAGCUGUUUCUAAGUCAUCCCCAAGCCAAAUCCGGGAAUUCUUUCACGGUCGUCAGACAAAUAAGUUGGGUUGGUGAGAGCUGUAAUAAAAUACGCAGAAGAGGCAACGACAGGAGUAGAUUUGUGCUUAAUCAUGUUCAAUAAUGUAGUUUAGAUUGAAGCAGUAGGUCCAAUUAUUCAGUUAGGGAAUAGGUGCAGCUGGGUUAGUCAAUGUUUUUGGUCUCAAGGGAAGAUGGGUCAAUGUUUGUUCCACAAUUUUUGAUAUCAAAAGAACAGUCCUAAUGCUAGAAACUUAAGCCCAUAUUUUUGUUCUUGUUUCUUCACAUACUAUGUUUUGAUACAUGACACUGGCUAUGGAUCAUGAUGUGGUCAAAAGAUUACAUGUUCAAAUUAAAUAAAUUGUUGACAUUAUCAA